This is a messenger RNA of Bradysia coprophila, 659 nucleotides long. It is a transcript of the gene mRpS25, whose product is annotated as mitochondrial ribosomal protein S25. The record is from RefSeq and is a predicted model, not a curated record. NCBI's taxonomy places the organism in Eukaryota, Metazoa, Arthropoda, Insecta, Diptera, Sciaridae. Gene Ontology annotation, cellular component: mitochondrion. Gene Ontology annotation, molecular function: structural constituent of ribosome.
ACAAAGUCUUGAAGGUUAUGAAAUUUCUUUCAUUUGUUUUUCUGUAGUUUUAUCGGUGUAAAAGUAUCCCAAAAACCUGAUCGCAAAAUGGGUUUUAUGAUAGGACGUGCACCCAUUCGACGGACUAUAAAGUAUCUUAGCGCCGGCAGGCUAGCACUUAAAGAUAAUGUGAAAAUUUUUGCGGUAAACUACAAUACUUUCGGAGGUGAUCAUCAUGCUGGUGCUAGAGAUUAUGUGUUCUGGAAAAUACCGCAAGUUCAAUACAGAAAUCCUAACGUUCAAGUGGUGACAUUGAAGAACAUGACCCCAUCUCCAUUCAUCCGAUGCUACUUUGCGAACGGUGAAGAUAUUCUCAUUGACAUAGACAGCAAAACGAAAGAGGAAAUUGAAAAUCAUUUGAUCGCAGUUGUGGGGAAAUCUGAUGACUUACUAUCCGCUGAGGCAAAACUAGCCGAAAAGAAAGAUAAUCCAGCGAACAUCGGUGUGGGCUGCGAUCGACAUUGCAUCUGUGAGCUGCCCGGUCAAGUUCCUUGUCCUGGAACCGUUCCAUUGCCGAAACAUAUGCGCAGAAAGUAUACCAAUAAGGAGAUUUAGUCAUAAGACGUGUUUGUUAGAUGUACAAUGGUCACUGAAACCGAAUAAAUGGGAAGUGAAAUUUG